GCAAUCUUAAUUUCGAGAUAGGCAGCUCCCGGUCUGAAGCUUAGAACAUUUUCCGAUAGUGCUGUUGAGCUAUUCUGCAAAAUGACUACCUUUCGUAAGAAUACGAUUUUCACGUUCGCUUUGGUUUUAUUUAUCUAUGGUCUAGCGGUGACUAGUGUUAAGGCGGAGUUGGAUGAAGCGCGUGCCAAAGAGUUUUUUAUUAAAGUUGCUUCAGAGUGCAUAACAGACGAUAUAAAAGAAGAUGAUAUUGAGGCUCUGAUGAAAGAUGACUCUGCAUCCCACGAAGGUAAAUGCCUCAUUGCAUGUCUAAUGAAAAAACUAGGCGUGCUAGAAGAAGAUGGUGAGUUGAGUCCUAUAAAUGUCAAUGAUCUCAGACAGAAAAUUAAGUCUUUCGGAGGCGAUGCUGAGAAAGCGCUACAAAUAAUUACUGCUGUUGCCGAUAAAUGUAGUAGUUUAAAAGAAGAGGAUGUAUGUGAAACUGCCUACCAAAUUCAUCUAUGUGUAAGGGGAGAAAUCAAAGCGAUUUAUGGUUAAUUGGAAACUGGCAACGGACAUCUGGAAUUUUGGAAACGGACUGAAGUGAACCGGCGUACUCUUGAAAAUUUUCUCAUAGAUUUGUUGUCGUAUAAAUAAACGUCAUUGCAAACCGUUC
This is a messenger RNA of Hermetia illucens (black soldier fly), 652 nucleotides long. RefSeq names its product general odorant-binding protein 28a-like. NCBI's taxonomy places the organism in Eukaryota, Metazoa, Arthropoda, Insecta, Diptera, Stratiomyidae. Gene Ontology annotation, molecular function: odorant binding. The record is from RefSeq and is a predicted model, not a curated record. Gene Ontology annotation, biological process: sensory perception of smell. The coding region runs from base 82 to 534 and encodes 150 amino acids. The transcript has 5 exons.